AUGAGCGGUAUAAUAUCAAAACCAACAGCUAGCUCAGAGAAAUUAAAAUGGCAAGCAAAAGCAGCAUUUAAUGAAGGCAAUUAUAAUUUAGCUGUAGAACUGUUUAGUUAUGCAUUGGAGCAAGUACCAAGAUAUGCUCCUUAUUUAACAAAUCGUGCUUUAUGUUAUUAUCGUUUAAAUGAUGCUGAUAAAGUUUUAAAAGAUGCUUCGGCAAGUAUUCAAGUUGAUCCAACAUGGACAAAAGGAUAUUUUUAUAAAGGAAAAGCAUUGGAAUUGUUAAAUCGUAAACAAGAAGCAAUAGAAUGUUAUCAAAAAUGUUGUCAAUUAGAACCAAAUCAAAAGGAAUAUAAUGAUGUUCUUCGACAAUGUGGUGGUAAAAUGGUAUCAACAACUAGACAGGUUGAUCAAGUUUCAAGUCAUGAUGUUUUAUGUGAUGUAUGUCGUUGUUGUCCAAUAAUUGGUGUUCGAUAUAAAUGUACAGUAUGUGACGAUUAUGAUUUAUGUUCUAAAUGUGUCAAUUCUAAUCCAAAUCAAAAAGGACAUAGAGAUACACAUCCAUUAAUACCAAUUAAACAACCUCAACAAUCUUCACAAAGAAUAUCUAAUUCAGUACCUCGACAGAUUGAUCUUUCCGUUGCUAUUCAUAGUUAUAAUAUUGUUUUAGUUGUUGAUGUAUCAUUAUCAAUGAUUGGUUAUGAGGCAAACAAUCGAAUAAAUCCUUCGAAAAAUCGAUGGCCUGCAACAGAACGUGGAAUAAUUAAAAUUGCUAAUCAAUUAGGUUUAAAAGAUCGUUUAACAUGUUUAGCAUUUAAUGCCAAAGUUUAUGAAGUUAUGGAUAGCGAAUCUGCUAAUGUUGCUAAAUUAAAAUUAGCCUUAGUAUUAUCUGCUUUAAAACCAAGUAUAGAUGAUGCUAAUGCUGGUACAGCAUUGUAUGAUGCUAUUGAUUCAACAUUUCAAUUUUUAUUAAGAAAUAAAUUUGCUGGAAUUCUAACUGGUGAUUCAAAUCGAAAUCAAAUUAUUUUAAUUACUGAUGGAGAAGAUUGUAGUUCAACGAAAUGUAAUUUAAAUCAAGCUUGUCAAAGAGUCAAACAGAUUUGUGAUGAUUUUGAAACUGAUAUGUUAUUAAUUGGCAUUGGACUUGAACUGCAAGGAAGACAAGCUAUGAAUCAAAUAAAACGAGCUGGUGGUGAAAGAUGUCAAUUUUUAGAUUUAACAACUUUAUCAGAAUUAGAUGAUAUUUUUGAUAGAAUUUCAUUUGUUUUCACUCAACGAACAACAGUUACUAAUGUUUAA
Messenger RNA from Rotaria socialis, 1293 nucleotides. The record is from the annotation of a GenBank genome assembly. Lineage: Eukaryota; Metazoa; Rotifera; Eurotatoria; Philodinida; Philodinidae.